This is a messenger RNA of Aspergillus calidoustus, 4476 nucleotides long. The record is from the annotation of a GenBank genome assembly. Lineage: Eukaryota; Fungi; Ascomycota; Eurotiomycetes; Eurotiales; Aspergillaceae.
ACCACCUUCUUAAUCAGUUCUACCCCGCUGCCCUCCCUGUCCCUCCCCCGGUUCCCUGCCAAAUGCGUCGAUUGCGUUCCGACGCGUUUGGAGCGUGAAGUUGGAAUGACGGCCGCGAAAUCAGGCCGCCCUCGUCGGUCGCACACCCUCGGCGCAUGCCGCACCUGCCGGCGUCGUCACGUCAAGUGUGACCAGAAGCGUCCGGUGUGUCGGACCUGCCGCACCCUCGGGGUCCCAUGCGAGGGCUUCACCAGCGAAGUCCGCUGGAUCCGCGACAACGGAGGCAGCCCAGAGCCAGAGGAUCACAAUGGGACACGCCGCCACCUGUACACUGAACAGUCAAGGCUUUUGAUGAGCACCUCCCUCGGCUCGAAUCUUGUGUCUGGGUCUGUUAGCGCUUCCUUGGCUGAAAUUGAUCUGCGCACGCGUGAUUCCGAGCGUGCGCCCGUGGGUGAUAUCGUGGUCGGUCCUUUUGCUGUCCUCGACUUUGCGCCGGAUGCUUCCCAGAAUAUGCCAGAGCAGCCGCAAGGCGACAGUGUUGAAGAACCAGAGGCUCCCCGGAGUCUGCCACAAACUGUUUCUUCCGGCACGGCGGUGCCUCCGGACGCCCAUCUAGAAGCAUUGCCAUAUAUCAACGACUCUCCCUCACACAUCGAUGACUUCUUACAUUGGUCCGAUAUUCUCGGCCUAAGCCCCGACCAGCCAGGUUUUUUCCAGCCGCCAAUGGCGGACUUGGACAUGUACUUUGGUGUUGACCCACAGCCUGACCCUACAACGCAAUCUGUUGCUAUCGGUGAGGAUGUCACUCAGGCCAGCAAUAUGCCGUUGAUGACUCCCCCUCGGAGUGCGAUUGAAAUGGCUUCUACAUUCCUCGAUGCUGCUGCGCUGGCCGAUGCGCCGUUUCUUUUCAAACACUUCAAUGAGAACGUAGUGCCGCAGUUGAUGAUCAUGCCGCUUGGUGAAAAGUCCCCUUGGAGGGUUUUGAAUCUGGCUGCUGCAAUGGCCACCUACAAUGACCUUACCAUACUCGGGUCUCAGAGUAUCAGUCAUGCUCGUCUCGCCAAUUUAUACGGACUGUUAGCCUGUGCUGCCAGUCAUUUGUCGCUGAGCUCAGGACCCAAUGUCGCUAACUCAAAUCAACAUUGGGAGCAAGCGGCCUACCAGAUGUUUGAACAAGCCAGAGACCGUAUGGGCAAGUCACUCAAGUAUGAGACCCGGGAGCCCAAGAGGGCAAAGUAUAAGGACCAACUGAUGGCAAUUUGCUGUCUCAUCGAGUAUACAGUUAUCUCCGGACAGCAUCAACAUGCGCGUAGCUUUAUGGUCAACGCAGAGUUUAUACUGCGCAUGCGCGGUCUGCUCAAGCAUCGGAUCUCCCAAAAGGCACGACUUCUUCACCAUGUGUACACGUGGCUCCGGCUAGUGGGCGAGAGUACUUUUGUACUGCACGACUAUAACCCUUCCAACUCUUUUAUCGAGGCGCUGGACGUCAACUUCCAACGCCACCGUCUGGAUAUUGCCCCAAGGGCCGAAGAGCCUGAGCCUCAUCUCGAUGAUUUUUUGCGCCUAGAGGCCCACGAUGCAGACAGUGACCUGAACAUCAACGAACCCAAGGAUAAACAAGUGGGGCUGCACGACAUCCACCUUCAGGACUCGCGUAGCUUUACAGACACACUGUACAAACAAAUUUAUGGGAUUCCCGAAACCUGGCUGAGCCUGGUAUCGCAAACAACCAGGUUGGCGAAUGCGAUGGAGACAUUUCGCAUCGCGCAGAGAUCAGGUAGGAACACAAGUCUGGCAGCAUGGGAGACGCUUUAUCGCCGCAGUGUGCGCUUGGAAAAUCUGAUCUGUUCCUGCGAUCUUUCCCCGAUCCGAGGCGACCCUUCCAAACCUCAUGGCCAUAUGCUGCGAGCCCUCAACUCGGCGCUGGUGAUCUUCUUCUAUCGCCGCAUCCGCCGGGUUCACCCUGUCAUAAUGGCAGCACAUGUUGACAGUGCAAUUGAUGCUCUGGCGCAAUUCACAUUAUCCCUGCUACCCGGCCGCUCGACGGGUCCAGGCGCUGCGUGGCCUGCAUUCAUUGCCGGAUGUGAAGCCUUGACUACGCCCAGGAGGGAAUCCAUCCUCCUGUGGCUGGAGAAUGCCAUCUCAACAUGCGGCCCUGCAGGAUUCAGGGCUGCUAGAGAGAUCAUGAUGGAGCUAUGGAGCAGGCAAGAUGAGCAUCUACACACGAAUCGUGGCGAGCCAAUGCCAACUUGGAUAGAUUUCGUGCGAGAGAAGCAAAUCUGGCCUCUGUUCUGUUAGAUUCUACCUUACGAUGUAUGACACCUACUACUGUACGAGUAACGUUGUUCGAGUCUAGCAUUUAUUCAUUGUUCAUUCAUCUUAUACACAUUCAAUCCAUCCUCAUUUAGAUCGUCUUCACCCCAGCAUUCUUCAGCAACCCCUUGAGCUCCUCCUGCAACUCCGGACUAAGCAACGCAAACGGCUUGCGCAGACCACCCGUCGCCUGCCCAGUCAACUCAACGCCCGUCUUAACCGCCGCCGCAUAGUUGUGGCUCUCCAGGAACUUGCAAAUCGGCCACGCCUUGCUCCACAGCUCCCGACCACGCACCAGAUCCCCCUUCACAGAAACAGCCUCAUACAACUCAACUGCCAGCUCAGGGAUGAUAUUAGCCGCACCCCAAACGCCACCGGGACAUCCCGCCGCAAGACCAUAGAAGGUCAGCGUAUCCCACCCGUUGAAUGCAGUAAUCUGGUCUGAUAGUCCGAAGACGAGCUCCGUGAAUGCCGGAGCGUUACCCGAUGUAUCCUUGAGGUACUUAACCCCAACCUUGGACAGCCCCGCAAUCUCGGUGGGAGUCAAAGUCAGCCCCGAAGCAGAGGGGAUAUUGUAGUACAUAAUCGGCAGCCCUGACGCAGAAUGAAUCUCCUCAAACAUCUCAGUGAGCUGCUCAAGAUUCACGGGGUCAUAAAACGGCGGCACAACCAUGACAGCCGCAGCCCCCGCCUUCGCCGCAUGCACAGCUAGCUCGACUGCCUCGGCGGUAGAUGUAGCGCCCGUCCCCGCGACAACGGGUAUACGACCCGCGGCGUACUUGACGCAGAGUUCUGUAAGCUGCUUCCGCUCUGCGACGCUCAUUGUGGUGAAUUCGCCGGUGCUACCGCCGGGCACGAGGCCGUGGAUGCCUGCGGCGAUGAGGUGAUUUAUGUGGGAUUCGAGGCGGGAUUCAUCGAUGCGUGUUUUGUCGUCUGUGAAGGGGGUGAUUAGGGCGACGAGGAUACCGUGGAGGGCGGACAUUCUGGCGGUUUGUUUGUGUGUGGUUGUGUGAGGUAAGAGGAUGGAUAAAUUGUGGAUUGAUUGUACUGGGAAUGGAGUGUGAAAAAUGGAGGGGUAGAUAUAUCUAUCUAUGAGACGGCGGACAAGCCUUCUGGAUGGGGAUGUUGUAUAGCAUAGGGAUUGCCUGCCUCUUUGGGAUGCGCUUCGCAGCGUCCGAUCCAUCCAUCCAUCUUUUCCCCAUCUCCGAUCGUUUCGUGCAGUCUAGCCAUGGUCGCGCAGGUUAACUUGACUCCUCUCAAAGAGGUUGUGAAUGCCUGAGGUUUGAUUUUGCCACCCCAGCUCCCAACCGUCUUCUCUGCUCUCUCAUACUUGUCAAUAUCAGUUGGUCACCUGACUUGAUUCCUCCCAGGCAGGAUGAUCACAUGAUGCGGCAAUGGCGUCACAUGGUUUUCUCUAUUUUUUCUUCGACGCCACCCCCAUCAUCAGCAUCAGGAAUGCCAGAACGACCACAAUCUCCACCCAGGAUCCCAUCAGAGCAUGUCACUUACCACUCUCCCUGCAGAGAUACUGCUUCUUAUACUUGACUGCAUUGACCUACCCGAAACCCUGAGGAAUUUCUGCUUGCUGUCGGCGAGAUUCCGCGCCAUCGCCCAACCCCUCCUUUAUCGAGAAAUCACCCUCGCACCGGAGGACCUUUCACUUUCGCUUUUGCUCCUCUGUCGCACGAUAACGACGUGUCCGCUCAUCGCUUCUCAGGUCAGAUCUCUUGAUAUCGAUACUGAGCAGCCCAUUGACCUGGAUGAAACCGAGCGCCCUGAACGGCGCGGGUUAUCAAAACACGACACCAGGUUUUUGAAAUGCGAAGCCCAAAAACUCAACAUCGGUAGUAUAGAACUGUUUGACUCUGUAUCCUGGGCAACAGAUUCGAUAAUUCUGUCAUUAUUAUUGAUCUCCCGCUCCCCCAACCUCAGGGAGCUCUUCAUCAAUCUUGACCCUGCGGGCCUUUCGCUCCUGACUAGUCUAGCACAGGCGCGAACCGCAGACAAUGUGCGUCAAUCUUUAGCAUGCUUAGGUAGCUUUAGAACACUCCAGCUCAGCUGCUUCCGAGAUUUACACGGCAAUGGAAUUGAUAUCAGAAACAUCACUCUGCUUCUUUCCUUUCUUCAUCUGAGUAAGAUCCAAAUUAGCCACUACGAUUCCAC